Messenger RNA from Naumovozyma dairenensis CBS 421, 3780 nucleotides. It is a transcript of the gene SLN1, whose product is annotated as histidine kinase. Gene Ontology annotation, biological process: protein autophosphorylation; phosphorelay signal transduction system. Gene Ontology annotation, molecular function: phosphorelay sensor kinase activity; histidine phosphotransfer kinase activity. The transcript has a single exon. NCBI's taxonomy places the organism in Eukaryota, Fungi, Ascomycota, Saccharomycetes, Saccharomycetales, Saccharomycetaceae. Gene Ontology annotation, cellular component: membrane. The record is from RefSeq and is a predicted model, not a curated record. Bases 1 to 3780 code for a protein of 1259 amino acids.
AUGAAAAUACCUGACAAAUUUGUACUGAAACCGCCUUUUAGGAUAGGUAUUCGAGCUCAACUAACUGCUCUAGUUAGUAUUGUUGCUUGUGUAUCUUUAAUGAUUCUAGCCAUUACUACAGGGGUGUAUUUUACUGCAAAUUAUAAAAAUCUAAGAUCAGAUAGAUUAUACAUUGCAGCUCAAUUAAAAUCAUCUCAAAUUGAUCAAACUUUAAAUUACCUUUAUUAUCAAUGUUAUUAUGUAUCAUCAAGGGAUACUUUGCAAUAUGCAUUAACGAACUAUGUAGCGGGUAAUAAAUCAAAUGAAAAUUGGGCAGAUUCAGCAAGUAUACUACAGAAAUUCUUAAGUUCAAGUAAUUUGUUUUCAGUUGCAAAAGUUUAUGAUGCAUCGUUUACAACAGUUCUAAAUGUAACUAACAAUGGAACUGGUGAUCAAAUUCCUGACAGUAUCUUAGCAAAACUUUUACCUUUAUCCACUAAUAUUCCCUUAUCUUCAUCCCUGGAAACUACGGGGAUUUUAACUGAUCCCGUAUUGAAUAGUUCAACAUAUUUAAUGUCAAUGUCACUCCCCAUUUUCGCAAAUCCAAGUGUCAUAUUAGCUGAAUCUAGAGUUUAUGGUUACUUGACAGUAGUAAUGUCUGCCGAAGGCUUAAGAACUGUUUUCAAUGAUACAACAGCCUUAGAAAAAUCAAACGUAGCAAUCGUUUCUGCUGUUUAUAAUAACGUAAGUGCAUUGACUGCUUAUCGUUUUGUAUUUGCACCAAUGGGUGCCCCAUCAUAUAUUAUCAAUUCCACUUAUCGGUUAACUAACGGUUCAUUUUUAAGUUCUGCCUUGAGAGAAGGUAAAGGUGGUUCGUUGAAAAGUACAAAAUUCUUCUAUUCGAAAAAUGUCGCUAUAGGGUAUUCUCCAUGUACUUUUAGUUUUGUUAAUUGGGUAGCGGUGGUCUCGCAAGCUGAAUCUGUCUUUUUAUCACCAUCAACUAAAUUGGCUAAAAUUAUCGCAGGGACUGUCGUGGCAAUUGGCGUAUUCGUGUUCAUUAUGACUUUCCCCCUGGCUCAUUGGGCUGUAAAACCAAUUGUUAGAUUACAAAAGGCAACCGAAUUGAUUUCAGAAGGUAGAGGUUUAAAAUCAACUAAUCCAGAUAGUAGAAGUGUCAGUAGAAACAAUUCUUUGAAACUUCCAAGUAGAAAUACUAGUCAUUAUAGAAAUAGAUCGUCGGCAUCAUCAGUACAACAAUAUACUGGUGAAAAACAAAUAUAUCCUACUCAUUCCUAUCAACAUAAUACAAUCCGAAACAUGUCACCACAACGAUUGUCACCAUCACCGUUGGGAUUAUCAAUUAACCGCCAUAAUCACAAUAACGACAUUAACAACAACAACAAUAACAACAACAAUAUAAGUCCCGAUAAUAAUUUAAAUCUCCCUCUACAUGGUAAUAAUUUCCAAUCUGAUUCAGUUUCCAAUUUAUCACCAAGACAAGGUACACCUGAGUUGAGAAGAAGUAGUUCAGUAGGUGUAUUUAGUGACCAUACUGAGUUUAGUACAAAAAGUGGACAUUUAACUACGUCAGCAAAUCUAAUUGAAGCUCGAGUGCCCGAUUAUCGUCGAUUAUUUUCAGAUGAAUUAUCUGAUUUAACAGAUACCUUUAAUACAAUGACAGAUGCGUUAGAUCAACAUUAUGCAUUAUUAGAAGAUAGAGUUAGAGCAAGAACUAAACAGUUGGAAGCUGCUAAAAUUGAAGCUGAACGGGCAAAUGAAGCGAAAACGGUAUUUAUUGCAAAUAUCUCUCAUGAAUUAAGAACCCCAUUGAAUGGUAUCCUUGGUAUGACUGCGAUUUCCAUGGAAGAGACUGAUAUUUCUAAAAUAAGGAGUAGUCUAAAAUUAAUCUUUAGAUCAGGUGAACUAUUGUUACACAUCUUGACUGAACUAUUAACAUUUUCCAAGAACGUAUUGAAAAGAACUACUUUGGAGAAAAGAGAUUUUUGCAUUACAGAUGUGGCUUUACAAAUUAAAUCUAUCUUUGGUAAAGUGGCUAAGGAUCAACGAGUUAAAUUAUCUAUAACUUUAACCCCGAAUACUAUUAGAACAAUGGUCUUGUACGGUGAUUCAAAUAGAAUUAUUCAAAUAGUAAUGAAUCUAGUAUCGAAUGCAUUGAAAUUUACUCCAGUAGAUGGGAAAGUUAACGUAAAAGUUAAAUUAAUUGGUGAAUAUGAUGAAGCCUUAAGUGCUAAAAAUAACUUCAAAGAAGUUUAUGUUAAACAAGGUACGGAACUUCUUGGUUGUUCCAAUCCUAUCGAAAAAACAAACGAAUCUAUACCGUCUCCAAAAUCAGAGAAUAAUAACAGCUCCUCGACAACUUCUGGUAAAGAUACUACCAAUUCAGAAACAUCAUUUGAAGACGAGAAAUCUGCUGAUGAUUUAGAUGAUGAAAAAAUUGCAACGAAAGAUGCAGAAAAUGAAAACACUGAUGACACAGAAAACCUAGAUGAACAAACUGAUAGUGUAUGUGAUAAUAUUUCACUGGUAUCAACUAGUACAAGUUCGUAUGAUGAUGCCAUCUUUAACAGUCAAUUUAAGAAAUCUCCUGGAUUAUAUGAUGACGAUGAAAAUAAUGAUGCAGGUGUAUUAAUAGAAGAUCCAAAAACUUGGGUAAUACAAAUUUCAGUUGAAGAUACUGGUCCUGGUAUCGAUAAGACAUUACAAGAAUCUGUUUUCCAACCAUUUGUUCAAGGUGAUCAAACAUUAUCAAGGCAAUAUGGUGGGACUGGGUUAGGUUUAUCCAUUUGUCGCCAAUUAGCCAAUAUGAUGCAUGGUACAAUGAAAUUGAAAUCUGAGGUCGGCGUAGGAAGUACAUUUACAUUUACCGUUCCAUUGAAGCAAACUAGAGAAAUUAACUUUGAUGAUAUGGAACAUCCAUUUGAAGACGAAUUUAAUCCUGAAAGUAGGAAGAAUAGGAAAGUCAAAUUUAAAUUGGCUAGAAGUAUACGGAGCAAAAAAUCAAGAGCUUCCACCGUCACAUUUGGUACUGUUACUGAUUUAAAUCAUGUCCCAGAGAACGAAGAGGAGAUUAAAAAUGGUAGUCAAGCUAGCGUUGGUAGUUCCGGUAGUUCCAGUAGUGAUGGCGAGGAAAGUAAUAAUAGUAAUAACAGUACAACUCAUCAUAGCGAAGAUAGAACUAAUACCUCGGAAAAUACUAAUAAUAAUAAUAUUCAUGAAAAAGAACAUAAGCAUAAACAUGAACAUACUCAUAACCAUUCCCAUAAUCACGGUGAUUAUCCUGUUAGUUUAGAUAGACCAUUUUUACAAAGUACAGGUACUGCAACGUCUAGUAGAAAUGUUCCUGUCUUAUCUGAAUCGAACAAAGAUGAAGAUCCCGCUCAAAACAUUAAAAUUUUGGUUGCAGAAGAUAAUCAUGUCAAUCAGGAAGUUAUUAAACGAAUGUUAAAUUUGGAGGGUGUGAAUAAAAUUGAUCUUGCAUGUGAUGGUCAAGAGGCAUUUGAUAAAGUGAAAACCUUAUCUGAACAAAAUGAUUCAUAUAAUAUAAUAUUUAUGGAUGUUCAAAUGCCAAAAGUCGACGGAUUGUUAUCCACCAAGAUGAUUCGUAAAGAUUUACAUUAUGAUCAUCCGAUUGUUGCAUUAACUGCAUUUGCGGAUGAUAGUAAUAUCAAGGAAUGUUUAGAAUCUGGUAUGAAUGGAUUCUUAUCUAAACCUAUCAAGAGACCAAAGUUGAGAACAAUAAUAAAAGAGUACUGUCCAGGUUGGAAAUCUCCAACAGAAUGA